ACUAGCCUUUUUAACUUCCGGAUCAACAAAAACACGUGAAAUUUCAUCUUGUCAUGAAAUAUUUUAUAGAUCUCUUUCCAAAAUAGUGUCUAAGCAAAAAGAACAAUGUCGAAAGAUAAUAUAGAACUAGCAACAGAAAAUAAUGAAACGGACUUUGUGCCAGUGAGAUCAAAAAAGACAAAAUCCAGAAAAAGAAAACUUGAUCACUCGGAUCAGUCACAAGUUAUGCAAACAGAUUCUGGAUCAACAAGUGAAACAAAAAAUGAAAUGGACAUUGAUGAAAGUCAGCCAUCUGCAAACAAAAGACCUAACUUCCCUCCUAUAAGUGGAGACAAACUUAAAGGUGGAAAAACAGAAUUUAGAAAGGUUCCAGUACCCCAAAAUAGAUAUGGACCUCUAAAAGAAAACUGGAUGAAAAUUUUCACACCAGUGGUAGAACACCUUCAUUUACAGAUCCGGUUUAACCUUAAGUCAAGAAAUGUAGAAAUAAAGACAUGUAAAGACACUAAAGAUAUUGGAGCAUUACAAAAAGCUGCUGACUUUGUAAAAGCAUUUACACUUGGCUUUGAAGUUGAUGAUUCUCUGGCACUUGUCAGAUUAGAUGACCUUUAUUUAGAAUCUUUUAAAAUCACAGAUGUAAAACCUUUGAAGGGCGAUCACUUGUCAAGAGCCAUUGGCCGUAUAGCUGGUAAAAAUGGUAAAACAAAAUUUACCAUAGAGAAUGUCACCAGAUGUCGGAUUGUGUUAGCAGACAGUACUGUACACAUCCUGGGGUCUUUCCAAAACAUAAAGGUGGCAAGAACAGCAAUAUGCAAUUUAAUUUUAGGGAGCCCACCAUCAAAGGUUUAUGGAACUAUGAGAACAAUUGCAGCAAGAUCUACAGAAAGAUUUUAAUGGAAAUAAACACUAAAAUGAAACAAAACCUUUGCUUUUUGAUAUUUCUUACCAGAUAUUUCUGCUCAUUGAUCAGCAGGGGGACAGAUGAUCCAUUAUCCACUAUGAUCACAUUUUGUUUAUGGCAUCCUAGACUAGCUCCAAAGGAAAUCAUUAUAAAAUCUUUAAAUAACAUUUGAUAUAUACAUUCAAACUUUUUUCAUACAGGUCACAUGUAAACUUAACAAAUGAUGAAAAUGGAAAGAUAACAAAAAAGGAACACCAUAUUGAACUGCUUAGAUUGUUUAACAUCUUAGUAAAGUCACAAUAACACUACCAAUUUGCUUCAGGUGGCAAAAUACUCAAGCUAUCAAUGCUAAGUGAGAGGUGUUCAGCUGUAUCUAAAGAAGGUAAUUACGUCAUGAGCAUCUGCAGAUACCACAAGUAAAAUUAGACAUUUGGUGUCUGCCUUAAAUAUGCCCAUGAUAUAGUUUACUACACCAUGACUAUAAAUUUGAAAGUGGUAUUAAGCAAUAGGAUCUAUUUUUAUAAGAUAAUGACUUUUUAUUCUAAUGUAAUAAAAGAGAAAUACUUAUA
Mercenaria mercenaria is the source of this 1470-nucleotide messenger RNA. RefSeq names its product RNA-binding protein PNO1-like. Gene Ontology annotation, molecular function: RNA binding. The record is from RefSeq and is a predicted model, not a curated record. Bases 106 to 894 code for a protein of 262 amino acids. Gene Ontology annotation, cellular component: nucleolus. The transcript has 7 exons. NCBI's taxonomy places the organism in Eukaryota, Metazoa, Mollusca, Bivalvia, Venerida, Veneridae.